Messenger RNA from Puccinia graminis f. sp. tritici CRL 75-36-700-3, 1886 nucleotides. RefSeq lists its product as uncharacterized. Bases 242 to 1780 code for a protein of 512 amino acids. Gene Ontology annotation, molecular function: alpha-1,2-mannosyltransferase activity. Gene Ontology annotation, cellular component: endoplasmic reticulum membrane. The record is from RefSeq and is a predicted model, not a curated record. NCBI's taxonomy places the organism in Eukaryota, Fungi, Basidiomycota, Pucciniomycetes, Pucciniales, Pucciniaceae. The transcript has 5 exons. Gene Ontology annotation, biological process: GPI anchor biosynthetic process.
CCCAAAACGGUUGUGGUGCUGGUGCGACUUGCGUGACUCCGUGAUGGAUGAUUGCCCACUGGGCUUCCGGGCCCCGGGGGAAUACUCCCCAAGCAAUCUCGGGGGAUUCAGGUCGCGGACUCGCGAACCCAUCGCAUUCUACCUGAAUUUCAGACGAGGUGGUUGCUGUCGAUAACAUGGUUCUGCACGUAGAAGAAGGAACCUGAAUGAACGAAUUGAGGAAAAAGGAGGACAUUGAAAAAUGCAGAGUCGAAAGAGGGAAACGUCGUGGAAACUAAGCUAUCUGCUCGCAAUUUGCUUGCGACUCACGAUAGUCCUAACGUCCACCUCGUUCAUCCACCCCGACGAACACUUUCAAAAUACCGAGAUAGCGAUCGAUGACGUGUUCAAUCGGUCGAAUCGUCAAACUCGAACUUGGGAAUGGGAUCCGCUGAGAAUUUCAGACCGUACGAUAGGAGGUGGACCAGUUAGAAGUAUCGUUCCUGUUUGGAUGACUAGUCAUCUUGGGCUUCACGUCUUGAAACUUCUGCAUAACAUUGGUAUGAUUGAUAUCUCCACGCGCUCACUAGUCAUCUUUCCACGAUUGGUACUCUUCUUUCUCUCACUUUUUGUGGAUCGUCUGAUAUUCAGAUUAGUCCACUCGCCGUCGAUCCAACUACUCCACGCAUUUUCAUUACAUUCACUGCUCUUUAUCUGCCGAACAUUUUCAAACUCACUAGAAUCGAUCCUAUUUACCAGUCUUUUUCUUCUCUCAUUGUCGAUUUCCAAUCUUAAAAACCGGGCCAGUCUUAGCUCCGUAAUUGUUUGGACGUUGAUGAAUGUUUUCACAGUUUGGGUCCGAGUUAGUUAUGUAUGCUUCGCCUUUCCCAUCGUCCUCAUGGUCGGUUAUACGCGUCUUUCUCGAUCCUUCACGCUCUUCUUCACCGCCGGUGCAACCGGUUUGUUGGGCAUGAUGUUCUUAAUUUUGCUCGAUUGUCUCUAUUUCGGGCGUUGGCCAACUGUAACUCCAAUCGGUUUAUUACUAUAUAACCUUGAUAAACAAAACCUUGCGCAACAUGGUACUCAUCCUCGCUAUCUCCAUUUACUUGCCAAUGGCCCUAUUAUUUUCGGUCCGGCACUUUGGCUCACUGGAUGGAGCCAACUUUGGACGAGACACAAAGUCUCACCAACUAUCGUGAAACUGUCCACUGCUUCCUUGAUAUCAGGAACUUUACUGCUCUCCAUUCAACCCCACCAGGAAGCCCGAUUCCUCUUACCAUUAGUUUUCCCUUUAACAACAUUAUGCUCUCAAUCGAUAUCGAAAUCACGAUCGUCCAAAUUCCGCAGAACGUUUUGGUUUGCCCAUUUAAUGCACUCAGCUAUUACAGUCGUUUUGUUUGGAUAUUUACAUCAAGGAGGACUUCAAUCGGCCCUAGAGGUUUUACCACCGAACACGGAGACUUUGCUGAGUUACAAAACAUUCGAUAUCCCGUCAUCGCUGAUCACAAGCACUCAGCUUAGAAAUGUCACAAACCUACGUGGAGCGACGGAAGAAACGCUAGCCAAAACUUUAUGUGAAAUCGUCUCGAUGGACGAGGAACGAAGGAUCGUCCUACUUGCCCCAAGGUGGGCUCUUAGUCCUUCAUUAGAACAUCGAUUUAAACUACUCUUCUCUUCCGCAAUUCCUCAUCUCGAUCUCGAUAGACUUCAUGAAAUCUUUCAUGCUGGGCGCCAUAGAUCUGGAAUCGGCCUUUAUAGCAUCCACCAACAAAAUAUGAAAGCUUCUGAGUUAUGCCAUUGAAAGAUGGGCUCACAUAGGUUUGUAAAUAUAAACGUUCUGAAUGAAGUAGUUAUAGUAACAAAACAGUUUAUGCACUGUUAUUUUUUUUGCGGGGUACUGCUUGAAC